CGUAACAUCUGGAUGCCUUUAUGGCUCUCCACGUCCUCUCCCUCCGCGGAUCUGGUCGGAUCCAGUCUGGGUAGAAGCUUCGGACUUCUUGGUGCGAGAUAAUCGGCCGAUGAUGUGAGGUAAUGAGGCGCAGACGCGCGCGGGGGGACAAACUCAGACGCGCUCGUCUCCCGCGACGACAGGUGCGCAACAAGUGAGGACGAGGCGGACAGGAUAAAGGGAGGGAGAGGCGGAAAAAAGAAGGAAGGAGAUAAAGCAGAAACACCUCCUGGGUUUCCCCGCAAUGGACACGGGCCAGAGCGCGCAGGUCGCCGACAUGGGAGGAGAGCACUCCGCUGGGGUGUGCGUCGUGGAGCGGGGGGACCGGGAGAGGACCGAGGUGUCCAGCCCAUGCCCACCGGCCAAGCAGCGUCCCCUGCGGGUGGUGUACGUCCUGAACGACGGGCUGAAGUCGGUGAUGGCCAGCAGCCCGGAGUCCGGAGCGCUGCAGUGUCUGCAGAGAGCCUGCGACUCCGAGAGCGCGCUGCUCACCACCGUCACCUACGGGCGGCUGGACUUUGGAGAGACGUCAGUGCUGGACAGUUUCUACGAUGCAGACAUCGCGGUCGUGGACAUGAGCGAUGUGUUUCGGCAGCCCUCCUUGUUUUACCACCUCGGCGUGAGAGAGAGCUUCGACAUGGCCAACAACGUCAUCCUGUACCACGACACCGACGCGGACACGGCCCAGUCCCUGAAGGACAUGGUGGCACAGAAAAACACAAAGGCCACUCGUCCUCCAGCGUUAGGGUUUCCCUGGGUUCAGUUGCCUCCAGAAUACAGAGGCUCUGGAUUGCGUAAUAAAGCAUCCAGUGGUAGCUACUACUUCAUCCCCUACAUAGUGACUCCGAACCACGAGUACAUGUGCUGCGAGAGUGACGCCCAGCGCAGGGCCAGUGAGUACAUGCAGCCCAGCUGGGACAACCUGCUGGGACCGCUGUGCGUCCCUCUGACCGACCGCUUCACCAGCAUGCUGAAGGACAUCCACGUCACGUCCUGUGCUUCUUUUAAGGACACCCUGCUGAACGACAUCAGGAAGGCCAGGGAGAAGUACCAGGGAGAGGAGCUGGCCAAGGAGCUUUCUCGCAUCAAACUCCGAAUCGACAACACGGAAGUUCUCACCCAGGACAUCGUCAUGAACCUGCUGUUUUCCUACAGAGACAUACAGGACUACGACGCCAUGGUGAAGCUGGUGCAGACUCUGGAGAUGCUGCCCACUUGUGACCUGGCGACGCAGCCCAUGAUCCAGUUCCACUACGCCUUCGCCCUCAACAGGAGGAACAGUCCCGGUGACCGGGAGCAAGCUCUCGGCGUGAUGCUGCAGGUGUUGCAGUCGUGCGAACAUCCAGCGCCGGACAUGUUCUGCCUCUGCGGACGCAUCUACAAGGACAUCUUCCUGGACUCGGACUGCAAGGACAUGAAAAACAGGGACAACGCUAUGCAGUGGUACAGAAAGGGUUUCGAGCUGCAGCCGACGCUCUACUCCGGGAUCAACCUGGCGGUCCUCCUCAUCGUGGCUGGCCAACAGUUUGAGAGCUCCAUUGAACUUAGGAAAAUAGGUGUGAGGUUGAACAGUCUGCUGGGGCGCAAAGGUUCCCUGGAAAAAAUGAUUAACUACUGGGACGUGGGCCAGUUCUUCACCGUUAGCAUGCUGGCUAACGACAUCCCGAAAGCUACGCAGGCGGCCGAGAAGCUCUUCAAACUCAAGCCGCCGCUCUGGUAUCUGCGCUCGGUGGUGCAGAACCUGCAGCUGAUCCUGAGGUUUAAGAAGCAGUCGGUGGAACAUUCUCCACAGCGGGAGAGACUCAACUUCUGGAUGGACAUCAUCGUGGAGGCCACGCAGGGCACCACCAACCGACUGCGGUUUCCGGUGUUGAUUCUGGAGCUGACUAAAGUCUACCAGCCCUCGUAUGUGUCCAUCAACAACGAGGCUGAGGAGAAGAACGUCUCCAUCUGGCAUGUUUCACCUGACGAGACGAAAGGGAUCCACGAGUGGAACUUCACCGCGAUGUCCAUCAAAGGCAUCAGCAUCAGUAAAUUCGAUGAGCGCUGCUGCUUCCUCUACGUCCACGACAACUCGGACGACUUCCAGAUCUACUUCUCCACCGAGGAGCAGUGCGGUCGGUUCUGCUCCAUGGUGAAGGAGAUGAUAUCGGACGGGACGGGGAAUGCCGUGGAGCUGGAGGGGGAAGGGGACGGAGACACGCUGGAGUACGAGUACGACACGGACGAGACCAGGAACAGGGUGGUGCUGGGCCGGGGCACCUAUGGGGUGGUGUACGCCGGGAGAGAUGUCAGCAACCAGGUCCGAAUCGCCAUCAAAGAGAUCCCCGAGAGAGACAGCAGAUACUCCCAGCCCCUCCAUGAAGAGAUCGCCCUGCACAAGUACCUGAAGCACAGGAACAUUGUUCAGUAUCUGGGCUCCGUCUCCGAGAACGGAUACAUCAAGAUCUUCAUGGAACAAGUGCCCGGAGGAAGCCUGUCGGCGCUGCUGCGCUCCAAGUGGGGUCCGCUGAAGGAGGCGACCAUCAUCUUCUACACCCGGCAGAUCCUGGAGGGGCUGCGGUACCUCCACGAGAACCAGAUCGUCCACCGAGACAUCAAGGGUGAUAACGUGCUGGUGAACACCUACAGCGGCGUCCUGAAGAUCUCAGACUUUGGAACCUCCAAGCGCUUAGCGGGAGUCAACCCCUGCACGGAGACCUUCACCGGUACUCUGCAGUACAUGGCUCCAGAAAUCAUCGAUAAGGGCCCUCGAGGCUACGGGGCCCCGGCUGACAUCUGGUCCCUGGGAUGCACCAUUAUAGAAAUGGCCACUGGGAAACCGCCCUUCCACGAGUUGGGAGAACCGCAGGCGGCCAUGUUUAAGGUGGGCAUGUUUAAGAUCCACCCGGAGAUCCCCGAGUCCUUGUCCUUGGAGGCCAAGUCGUUCAUCUUGCGCUGCUUCGAGCCGGACCCCAACAAGAGGGCCAUCACCUCGGACCUCCUCAGAGACACCUUCGUCCGACAGAACGCAAAGGGCAAGAAGAGCAAGAUCGCCUUCAAGCCCUCAGACUACAUCCACAACGUGUCGCUGCCGGUGCAGUUGCAGUGCGAGGCCACCGGGAGCAGCAGUAGCGAGCCUGGUUCCAUGAGCCCGGACUGCGACUCCAAACACGACGUUUUCUUCGUGAAGAAGAAAAAACCCGGCUCCGAGAACCUGCUCAAGCCCGCCAACUCCAACUACCUGAGCGUUCCAGACGAGGGCUCGGUGUCGGAUGACCGCAGUGCACCCCCCUCCCCCGAGGACAGGGACGGCGGUCUGUUCCUGCUGAAGAAGGACAGCGAGCGCCGGGCCAUCCUGUUCAAGGUGCUCAACGACGACCAGGCCAAGGUCAUCUCCAACCUGAAGGAGAACCACAUCCAGGGCAGCGAGGAGCUGCAGCUGUCCGUGGAGCACAUCAAGCAGAUCAUCGGCAUCCUCAGAGACUUCAUCCACUCCCCAGAGCGCCGCGUCAUGGCCGCCACCAUCUCCAAGCUCAAGCUGGACCUGGACUUUGACUCCACCUCCAUCAACCAGAUCCAGCUGGUGCUGUUCGGCUUCCAGGACUCGGUAAACAAAGUCCUGAGGAACCAUCACAUCAAACCUCACUGGAUGUUUGCGAUGGACAACAUCAUCCGCCGAGCGGUGCAGGCGGCCAUCACCAUCCUCAUUCCAGAGCUGCAGACCCACUUCGGCCCGGCGUCCGAGUCCGAGGCCGCGGAGAAGGAGGACGUGGUGGACGAAGAGGAGGCGGAGUCCGGCCCCGUUUUAGCCCCUCAGGCGGACGACGCCGCGGCGCCGGCAGACCCCGCCCACCCCGUGGCCGGCGCGCCAAACCCCGCCCACUCGCCGCAGGAGCCUCAGCGCUCGCACCAUCACCUGCGUGCGCAGCUGGGGCGCCUCAAGCACGAGACCAACAGGCUGCUGGAGGAGCUGCUGCAGAAGGAGAAGGAGUUCCAGCAGGUCCUGAAGGCCACGCUGCAGCAGAGGACACACGACAUGGAGCUGGUCCGAGCCCGGCACAGGCCACUGGACAUUUUACCUCCCUCCAUCUUCAAAAUCCCAGCAGACCACGAACCAGACAAGCAGCUCACCGAUUGGCUGAAGGAGCAGGGGGCGGACGCUGACACCAUCGAUAAGUUUGUGCUGGAGGAGUACACGCUGACCGACGUCCUCGCCGAGGUCGCCAAAGACGACCUCCAAUGUCUACGUCUACGGGGCGGAGUCCUGUGCCGCAUCUGGCGGGCCAUCCAGCGGCACCGAGAGCGAGAGAGGCUGAGGCCCGACGAACGCUCGGAAGACGACGCGUGACGGGAGGAGGACUCUCGAUUGGCUGGAAACACGCACACGUCUGCACACUGCCACGGAUCUCUCUCUCUCUCUCUCUCUCUCUCUCUCUCCGAAGUGCUUUUUUUCACAUCGUAUGUCCUUAAACAGAUCUGACCGGACCAAGUCUCAACGCGUGGAUGAUGAUUGUGCCAAAACACGUUUGCGUUGCUUACGUCUUGAGCGUCGGAGGCCGUUAUCUACAAGGAAGAGGAUUGUAAUCUGUAGACUCAUAUCUCAUAUUCAUGGCCUACUCUAGUUGCCCUUUGGAGCCCCGUAAAGAAACAAGCAGUAAAAGCUUUAUAAAGAAACUAAAAGGUUGAAUCAGGGUUCGUACGGUCAUGGAAAACCUGGAAAAGUCAUAGAGUUUUUGUUAUGGUUAUUUCCAGGCCUGAAAAAGUCCUUGACAUUU
Messenger RNA from Pseudoliparis swirei, 4796 nucleotides. It is a transcript of the gene map3k15, whose product is annotated as mitogen-activated protein kinase kinase kinase 15. NCBI's taxonomy places the organism in Eukaryota, Metazoa, Chordata, Actinopteri, Perciformes, Liparidae. Gene Ontology annotation, biological process: protein phosphorylation; cellular response to stress; MAPK cascade. Gene Ontology annotation, molecular function: ATP binding; MAP kinase kinase kinase activity. The record is from RefSeq and is a predicted model, not a curated record. The coding region runs from base 284 to 4369 and encodes 1361 amino acids. The transcript is spliced from 30 exons.